This is a messenger RNA of Hypanus sabinus (Atlantic stingray), 1002 nucleotides long. Its product is annotated as coagulation factor X-like. The record is from RefSeq and is a predicted model, not a curated record. The transcript has 4 exons. Bases 128 to 466 code for a protein of 112 amino acids. Gene Ontology annotation, cellular component: extracellular region. Gene Ontology annotation, molecular function: calcium ion binding. NCBI's taxonomy places the organism in Eukaryota, Metazoa, Chordata, Chondrichthyes, Myliobatiformes, Dasyatidae.
GGCAGAUCCAUUUGCAAACGCCCCCAUCGUGUAUCUCCAAUACGUCGGAUCGGACGGUGACAAAGUAAGAUGAAACUCGUCCUCAGUUACGGGAUCAUCUUGUUGCUUCUCACUGGCUGUCACACGAAUGACGAAACCUUCGGCUCUGCAGCUCCUGUCUCGAAUCCGCAGGGCAAACAGUUUUCCAGAAGAGCUUAGAGAAGGGAAUCUGGAGCGAGAGUGUGUGGAAGAAACAUGCUCAAAGGAAGAAGCCCGAGAGGCUUUUGAAGAUGAUGCCAAAACGGAAGUGUUCCUCAAGCAUUACAUCACAGGCUGUUCUCCUAUCCUGAGAGAUGCAAUGAAAUUUCAUAAAAAGCUAAUGGAAAUUAAUAAACUUCGAAACAAGCUUAGAGAACAGAAGGAGGAGGUCUACGACAUAGAAAAUAAACUCGUGGAAAAGUUAGGAGAUUGUCUUGAUACUAAAUAACACCAUUCUAUCUUUAGAGGCUGUGAAGGACUCAGAGAGUCACAGAGUUAUUUAGCGCAGAAACAGCCUUUUGGCCCAUCAUGUCCAUGUCAAGCUUUUUGCUCUUCUAUUCUAAUUCAUAUGAGCAGCUGGUGCUUAUCACAAAUCCCAGUUAUGUGACCACUGAUGCCAGGCAGGCAAUCUCUGAAGGGUAUUGAUGAUGAUUGGGGGGGGGGGGUCACCCACCUUGUAAAGACACUGCCUAGAAGAAGGCAACGGUAAGCCAUUUCUGAAAAAAGAAUUGCCUAGAACAAUCACAGUCAUGGAAAAACCAUGAUCACCCACAUUAUAUGACAUGGCACAUAAUGAUGAUUAUGCUACCUCCAUUAGGUUUGUAUCUUAGGGACACUUAAACUCUUAGAUAAGUACAGGGAUAAUAUAAAAAUGGAGGGGUAUGUUGGAGAUAAAUCUAAGAAUAGGUUGAAAAGUUGACACAACAUUGUGGGCCAAAGGGGCUCUAUUGUGCUGUACUGUUCUGUGUUCUCUGUCCUGCCUGU